AUGGAACCAAAUCCUGUAAUUAUCGCUGCCACAGCCAAACAAACGGCGUCUCUAAUAUUUCUUCAUGGUCUGGGUGACACUGGCCAUGGUUGGGCAAAUACAAUUGCUGCUAUUCGUGGCCCUCACGUUAAGGUAAUAUGUCCGACUGCCGCUACGAUGCCAGUGACGUUGAAUGCAGGUUUUCGUAUGCCGUCGUGGUUUGAUUUAAGAACAUUAGAUGCUACAGCUCCUGAAGAUGAAGAGGGAAUAUUAAGAGCCACUGAACAUGUUCAUCGUCUCAUUGCUAAUGAAAUUAAAGCUGGUAUACUCCCCAACAGGAUAUUGCUGGGCGGAUUUUCUCAAGGUGGUGCAUUAGCACUUCAUGCCGGUUUGACAUAUCCAGAACCUCUAGCUGGAAUUAUGUCAUUAUCUUGUUGGUUACCACGACAUGCUCAUUUCCCAGAUGCAGUAAAGACUUCUAAAGAGUUACUCAUAUUCCAAGCUCAUGGUGACUGUGAUCCAGUAGUUCCAUUUAAAUGGGGACAAAUGACUGCUUCAUUCCUCAAGACUUUCAUGAAAAAUGUUGAAUUCACAACAUACCAGGGGUUGACACAUAGUUCUUCAGAUGCGGAGCUUAAAGAUAUGAGAGCUUUUAUAGAAAAAACACUGGCUGUUUAA
This is a messenger RNA of Spodoptera littoralis (African cotton leafworm), 657 nucleotides long. The record is from the annotation of a GenBank genome assembly. NCBI's taxonomy places the organism in Eukaryota, Metazoa, Arthropoda, Insecta, Lepidoptera, Noctuidae.